This is a messenger RNA of Plectropomus leopardus (leopard coralgrouper), 5796 nucleotides long. RefSeq names its product methylcrotonyl-CoA carboxylase subunit 2 (gene mccc2). Gene Ontology annotation, molecular function: methylcrotonoyl-CoA carboxylase activity. Gene Ontology annotation, cellular component: mitochondrion; methylcrotonoyl-CoA carboxylase complex. Gene Ontology annotation, biological process: L-leucine catabolic process. NCBI's taxonomy places the organism in Eukaryota, Metazoa, Chordata, Actinopteri, Perciformes, Serranidae. The record is from RefSeq and is a predicted model, not a curated record.
CGCUGCUAGUUUAGCUAGCAAGCUAGUCCUUUACAACUGAACGUUUCGAUAAACGUGAGCACCAACAUGCUUCUCCAGACGGUCAGGCCGUGGUUGUUUCGUUGCAGGGGUUUACCCUCGGCUUGCACACGGUCUUACUACGCCGACAAAGUCGCCCGACUCGGGUCUCAGCCGGAUAAACAAUCUUCUGAGUAUCAGGAGAAUUAUGAGCGGAUGCAAGCUCUUGUUGAUGAACUUAAGUGCCGGACGGAGAAGAUUAAAUUGGGUGGGGGAGAAAAAGCCAGAAGACUUCACACUUCUCGAGGGAAACUCCUGCCUAGAGAACGUAUAGACCGACUGCUGGAUCCAGGGACUCCUUUCUUGGAAUUCUCUCAGUUUGCAGCAUAUGAAUUGUAUGGAAAAGAGGAAGUCCCAGCUGGCGGUAUACUUACUGGGAUUGGCCGGGUUUCAGGGGUGGAAUGUGUUAUUGUUGCAAAUGAUGCUACUGUCAAAGGUGGAACAUACUUCCCAGUUACAGUGAAGAAACACCUUCGUGCACAAGAGAUAGCACAGCAGAACCACUUGCCAUGCAUUUACUUAGUGGAUUCAGGCGGUGCCAAUCUUCCCAGACAGGCUGAAGUCUUUCCUGACAGAGAUCACUUUGGACGCAUUUUCUUCAACCAGGCCAGACUGUCUUCAGAGGGAAUAGCGCAGAUUGCUGUUGUGAUGGGCUCCUGCACAGCUGGAGGAGCGUAUGUACCUGCCAUGGCAGAUGAGAGCAUCAUUGUGCGGAAGCAAGGAACCAUUUUCCUCGGAGGACCUCCAUUGGUCAAAGCUGCCACUGGGGAGGAAGUUUCUGCAGAGGACCUUGGUGGUGCUGAUCUUCACUGCAAAAAAUCUGGUGUGACCGACCACUACGCUUUAGACGAUAACCACGCACUCCAUUUAGCAAGAAAGGCGGUGAGAAGCCUCAACUACAAGAAAAAUAUUGGGGUCACCACCGAACCUACUGAAGCCCCGCUGUAUCCUGCAGAUGAACUCUAUGGCAUAGUCGGAGAUAACUUGAAACGCAACUUUGAUGUCAGAGAGGUCAUCGCUAGAAUUGUAGAUGGCAGUAAAUUUGAUGAGUUCAAGGCUUUCUAUGGAGACACACUUGUUACAGGAUUUGCAAGAGUAUUCGGUUACCCUGUCGGAAUCAUUGGCAACAAUGGAGUCUUGUUUUCAGAGUCUGCGAAAAAGGGAACACAUUUUAUCGAAUUAUGCUGCCAAAGAAACAUUCCACUCAUUUUUCUUCAAAACAUAACAGGCUUCAUGGUUGGUAGAGAGUAUGAAGCAGGAGGAAUUGCCAAGGAUGGAGCUAAGAUGGUAACUGCUGUUGCCUGUGCCAAUGUACCCAAGAUUACCGUUAUCAUCGGCGGCUCCUAUGGUGCAGGAAACUACGGCAUGUGCGGCAGAGCCUACAGCCCCCGAUUCUUAUACAUGUGGCCAAAUUCCCGAAUCUCUGUAAUGGGUGGUGAGCAGGCAGCCACCGUCCUGGCCACCAUCACCAAGGAUCAGAGGGCACGCGAGGGAAAGGAGUUCACAGCAGAACAAGAAGCUGCCAUGAAGAAACCGAUAGUGCAGCGGUUUGAAGAGGAGGGCAGUCCUUACUACUCAAGUGCCAGACUGUGGGACGACGGGAUUAUCGAUCCCGCUGAUACUCGUAUGGUUUUGGGACUGAGCCUCAGUGCAGCACUGAAUGCACCAACACAGAAGACACGCUUUGGAGUGUUCAGGAUGUAAUGCUCAUGUAGGCUGUACAGGUAUAGAUCUACCUGUCAGAGUUGGACAUGUACUGUGCUUAAAGUAGUAUUUGUAGUUUUCCUUGUGUCACAUUAUUUAGAGCAACAAACACAGAAAAAGAUGAAAAAUCACUGAAGUAGAAUCACACAACCUCGGAUCAGUGGGGAUGUGAUUGGAUGGUGUGCUGCUGUUGUGGGAUAUUUCCACCAAUGAGUUGUGCCUUAACUGUUACUGUUCCGGUGUAAAUGCAAACUGUACUCCUCCCCCUCAUACUUGGAUUGUUUUCUUAUUUUAUUUUUAUUUUUCAAUCAGAUACUGUAAAUGAUGAAUUUUGAAAAAUACAUGAAAACACAAGUUGCUAUCUUUUUAUUCAGGACCACUACUGGUGAGCAGAAUAUCAGAGGAAAACAACCUUCAUGAGGGGGCGCUGUUUAGCUAUAAAUAUCUGAUUGGCCACAGAGGGAUGGUAGAAGAAACCUUUUUCAAACUAAAUGCUUUUGUUCUGGUAUUGACAGAGGAGCUGUUUUUAGGGAAACCAAAAUUUUCUGAAGAUGGCAAAGCUCAGUGUAAUUAUCUCUAUAUACACACUUAGAGUAAAAUCUUUGGUCCAGAGGCACUAGUGGGUUUUUUAUGCCUUCUCAGCCAGCCUAAUGUUUGCUUUUCAUGUUAAUAAUUGUUCAAAUAUUGUGUUAUAGCAGGCGGGAAUAGGAUGUAGUCUUACAGAUUGCAUGCUGCAGGCAGAGAGUGCUGUGUACCGAAGCUGAGCCACUGAGAAAGAGUGCUUAACUUUACCAGCUGGCCACCCUGUCCUUCCCUCUCUCCCUCCCUCUUUUCCAUUUUGUCAAUUUAUCUCUUUAACUGAACAUACUGCACACAGUUGGUAUGCUCACAUAUUGGUAUAGACCAUCUUGAGUUCACUUUGGCAACAAGUUCCAUUUUUUCCCUCUAUAGGACUUUUAGUGGCCGGGGAUUAGGUGCAGCAGUGGAUUUGAAUGUUUGAAUGUCUCCCCAUGAAGCCAGCUGGGUAAAAUGCUUAACGUGAAGCCCUUCAUGCUCCUCUGUGUAUAACUGUGUGGCUUCGACACUGAGGCUGUGAAGAGCCUCACCUUAGGGAAAGGCAGAAAUAACUCAGCCCAUGGUGUGUGCGUGUGUGCGUGCGAGCGUGCGUGUGUGCGAGCGUGCGUGCGUGCGAGUGUACGUGCGUGCGCCACACACAUACUACACCACCUCCUACCACCAGUUUUUAAAACUGGUUUGCUAGUUAUGCUUCAUCUUGUUCCACCAAAUGUGACUGGGAUCAUUACCAAACAGCAUGAACCAGUUUAAAAAGUUUGGAUUUCAUUGAAGUGAGAGAAACUGUCCAAAGAUGUUGAGAUCUAAUGUUUCUGAAAAGUCUUGUCUCAUGCGAUAAAAGAAAAAGGCAGCAGAAAAUGUUGUAUAUCAAUCAAUUAGGGGGAUUUAUAAAGAUCAAGGGUUUUACUUAAGAUUGAUGACCUAACCUUUCUGUCUGACUGUGACUGCUCUUAAUUGCAGUAAUAAUCACUCACUGAGUGGCCUCCUUUUACUGGAGGACGAGGUCGUCCUUUUGUCUUGUCAGAAUAUCUGGCAAGCUUGUGAUUCGAUGUCGAGUGUUUUGGCUUUGAGGUUGUACACCACUUCACAACUUAGAGGAUGACAGCCUUCCCCAGCAUACACUGGAUUUAAUGGCAAUCAGGUUGCCAGACACACAGACAGAUGCUCUCAUUAACAGCUGUGUGCAGUCAGCGUGUCCAAACUUGAAUGUCUAAGGCAGCAGGAGAUUUGAGGGGGAAUGAUAAGGGCUUGUUAGCAAUGUGACCAAGAUGUGACCCCCUUGUUAACCUGCUAUCCCUCUCCAUCCAUCUAUUGUCCCCCUCCCCUUUUAAGAAAUUAACACAUCGCUUACUGGUCUUUGGACUAAAACCCCCAAAGCAGGAAUUUAGCAUUGAAAGGGUCAAGUGUUAGACCCGGCACUCACCUUUUGAGCAAAACUUUUCCUCUUUGAAAUCCCAUUUUGUGUCCAGGAUAUAUCAGCGUAGUGUAUCUUUUAAGUGUUACUGCAUUAUAAGGAUAAGUAUCUACAGCUAAAGAGGGACAUACCAAGCUGCUUCAAUCAGACUGAUAACCCUUUUCAAUCAACAUGGAACAUAUUACGUUCCAGUUCCUGCACCUAAAUUUAAAUCAUCAGAACAUUUCAACUAAAAAUUAAUUUGUUCACAACCAAAAAGAAGGUUCUCAGCUGGAACCAAAAAAUAGCAUUUUUCUCAACCUAAAAUGCUACUUAAAAUGACAUCAGUGGGCUUGUCAUAUUCACCAGGUUAGAGAAAGAGAAUGGAGAUGGCAACAAUGAGGAUGUCGAGUGAGAAAUCGUUAGACAAAAGGAGCGUUCAGUAGUUUCAUUAAUGGUUGGUUCAUGCUUGGGUUUUUUGUGGGGGUAAAAACAAAUAUUUGUAAUAAAAGAACAAAAGUUUGCAGGUGAUCAAUGUGAUCUGGGAUUUGCUAAGGCUGAUACUUACCUUGUCCAUUGUGCAACGCCCUCCAUCAAUGACACACCCUUGAUUACGCUUGAUUACAAAACUGGUUGAAACACAGGCUGGUUUGCUAGAUUUCACAAAUGUUCCAGAAAUCCUGAAUGGAACUGGCCCAAUAACCAGAGCCAGUUUGGAAGAAAAGGGUUUUCUGUGUAUCCAGACUUAACUGUCUUAGGCAGAAGGCGAUUUGAGGGUGGAUGAGGAGAUACCAUCCCCCUUGUUAGCAAAACGACCAAAUUGUGUCUCCCUUGUUAACCUGCCAUCCCUUUCCAUUGGGGUCUGGGUCGGGACACAGACUUAGCUAAAUCCAAACUUAUAAUCGAGUUGUCCCCCUUUAAGAAAUUAACAAAUUGCCUUCAGGUCUUGGGACCAAAACCUCAAAAGCAUGAAUUCAAAGGGCUCAAGUAUCAAAUGUGACGCUAACCUUUUGAAGACCACAAGGCUAUUUCUCUUAGAAAUCCAUUUUGUGUCCAUGUCUUAUCAACACUGUAUCUUUAAAGUGCCACUGCAUUACAGGGAUAAAUAGUGUCUACAGAUAAAGAAGGACACACCAGGCUGCUUCAGUCAGACACAGUGGAGCUGUAUUCUAGUUGAGCUGAUGAUUGCUGCACUUAAUGGCGAGGCCAGCCGUACACAAUAGGUUGCUAUGCGUGGGUCUUGGUAUCCAGGGCAUUUUUGCAACUUUGAAUGAAACUUGAGAGUAAACUUUGACUGCUGCCAGCUCUAUGCUAUCAGCAUUCUUGCUGCAUUGUUCCAUACCCUAAUCAAAUUACAGGAUUAUAUUACUCCACACACCUUAGAUGUGUUCUCAGAAUCCACCUAAUUUCUCCUCACUUGGUAACUGAAAUGGACUUUACGUAAUCGUUGUUGUUGAUUUUUAGUUCUUGAAAGGAUGGGAAUGAAUAAUUGUCUGAAAUUGUGUCAAGUCUGAAGUCUUCCAGUUAAGGUAAACAAACAAACAAACAAAAACAGUAUAAACUCUUGGUCUUGAAUAGGAUUCUGUUUUGUAGGGAUGCAUAAUAAUAUCGGCACGACAUCGGCAUUGGCAGAUAACAGCUUUAAAAUGAAAUAUCGGCAUAGGUCUGAGAUAACUUUUCUGUCGAAAUGACAGGCUGAUAAUGAGGCCUUAAUGUUACUGUAAUUAGUUGAAAUAGGUCAGAUUUGCCGUUUUUCUGGCUCUUCGAAGGAUUGUAUGAAGGGCGUAACUAACCGAGCUGACAUCUGAGAACUAGGUGUAAAACAUGCUGUAUUUUUAUUCUUAUGUAACAAAUUUUAAUCAGAAUUGUAUUUUUGACUUGAUAUUUUCUGUGAUAAGGCUGAAAAGUUUUUGUGCAUAUAUCGUUUCUGGCAUUGGCAAACGGCCAAAAUGUGUUAGGAAAUAUCAGCAUACCAGAUUUUGUUGACCUUCCCGUGGAGGCCAAGUGGAAGAUUUGAUCCAUCUCAGAUCAAUAAACUAUCAAAACAUCCCUGCCAGUCUGCAAAGAGC